Tuber aestivum (summer truffle) is the source of this 3593-nucleotide messenger RNA. NCBI's taxonomy places the organism in Eukaryota, Fungi, Ascomycota, Pezizomycetes, Pezizales, Tuberaceae. The record is from the annotation of a GenBank genome assembly.
AUGGCCUUAUCUUGGUGGUGGUGGCUUUGGUGGGCGUUCGGGGUUUGCUCAGUACUCAUCUCUGGCGCCGGGGCACAAAGGAGAACAAACUUUAAUCCCGGUGACGAGGAAAUCAGUGCUGUCCCGGGGGAUCUCCGAGACGACCGAAAGCCCGCUCUAUAUACCGCAGAUUAUGGCGAUUGCAUGGAGGAUUCGGCUAUCAAGAUCACUAGGUUUGAUGCAGCGUACUAUUCGGACAAUAUGACGAUUAGUUUUAAUAUCAAUGGGUACACAACUCUUGUGAAUGAGAGCCUGAUGAGUUAGUUUUCCUCUUACCCUCUCUUCCUCGAUCUGAUUCCUGUGUGCUAUGCUCUGACAUGGCGAUGCAACCCACAAACAUCUAACUUUCAUUAGUUCAUCUCAGUGUUGCGGCUUGUACGUUCGGCAUAUAUAUUUUCUAGAUUUAAAGAUAAACCUUAACUCAGAUAGAACAGAGCUAUCAACUGACGAACAGUUAGAUGGGAAGAGCCGGUUUGAUUUAUUAUUCAAUCCUUGUCGGACUAAUAUCCCUUCCCUAUGCCCCGUGACCGCGAGCGUAAACAUCACGGCCACGCACGCUGUCCCAGUGUCAGAGAGCGAAGUCUCGGGAAUUCCAGGUAAGGCAUUUUUAUGACGAAAAAAAAUCAGGAAGCAGUUUCAAUAUAACUUAUCCAUUCAUAAUCUGAUAACGGCGCCUAUUAUAGCAAUCGCAUUCACAAUCCCAGACUUUGAGGGGCGUGCAGACCUACGUAUGUUCUCAAACAGCACGAAAAGCCAAACCGCCUGCGUGACCGCCCUGAUCACCAAUGGGCAUAGCUUUUCCCACCCGAAGAUCAUUUCCCCGGCAUUGGGUGUUUUGGCCGCGAGUGCGGGCCUCGCCUCGUUCAUAACCGCUAUGAGUGGCGGUGACUCUGUCGUUUCAUCGAGGAAAUUGCACGCGCAUUCUCUGUCGACGUACACUCUGCUCUCCUGUUUUCACUCUGUAUACCUCACCGGCACUCUCAGCGUAAAUUUCCCGAGCGUGCUUCUGGCCUUCUGGUCGAACUUUGCAUGGUCCGCGGGAAUUAUCAAUCUGGAUUCUAUGCAGAGAUCACUGAACCGCUUUACGGGGGGGGCAAAGCUUGUUGACGGGAGCCUCGCACCGGACAGUAGGUCCUUCGAAAUGGCAAGCGACCUCUAUCCGCUAGCGAAAAGAUAUGUUAGGUUCGGGGAACACCAAAAAGCUGGGCUCCCGAAGCCCGGUGAUUUUACCGGAUUCCCCGCUACUUUAGCCGUGAGCCAAGUAAUCGUCAGAAAUGCAUUCAUCACAUCGUUCCUGUGGUUACUGAUAUUGCUGGCAACUGUGGCUAUCUCAAUAAUCGGACUUAAACUAGCAAUUAACGUCUCGAUCAGAGCAGGAAUAUUAAAGAAAAAUCGCUUACUGAUAUUCAGAGAGAGCUGGUGGGAUUACCUAGAAUCUACGCUUUGCAAAGUGGUUUGUCCACCCCCGCCUCCCUCCCUCCAAUUUGACAUAAAUGUUGGAUUAUAUGUGAAAAAGGCCAUAUGAUAUACUGACCCGCCAAUAGUUUUUGAUCGCUGUUUUCCCGCUAGUGUCUCUGGCAACCUUCCAGUUCACAUUACAUGAGGCAGGACCAUCUGCUGUCGCCGCAUUUGUAUUCAUCCUGUUGACCGCAGGGCUAUCUGCGGCUGCUUUUGCCGCAUAUCGGGCCCGUUGGCGUAGGGGAAGGGUACGGGUUAAUCGGAUGAACCUCGUGAUAUAUCCACAAUUCAAGGCUGGUUUCAUUCCGUGGAUGGUCGUAUCGCGCCGUAGUAGCAUCGAUGGCACUAAAAGGAGAAUAAUAAUGCCCUGGUGGGAAUUGUCUAUCGAGACGGAUGGCGAGCGAGGUUCGGUUCAUGAGAACCUCAAGUUCAUUCGUCAAUUUGGGUGGCUAACCUCCCGGUUUCGGAGGCGGGUGUGGUGGGUUUUUGGGCUCUUGUUAUUUUUCGAGAUCUUAAGGGGGAUCCUCCAUGGAGGCGGUGGUGGAAACUCGAAAGCUCAGAUUUAUGGGCUACUGAUCGUCGAAUCAAUCUAUUUUAUCGUUCUGGCUUACACAAUGCCCUUCGAAAGCACUAGGUUCGUGAUGACACCCAUUCUCACGCAUCCUUUUUUUCUCCCUUCUUUCUUCUUACUCACCCCUGAAAUUGGCUCAUGCAUCUGUCCAUAUGUCCUUUGCAGAUUGAAUGUAUUCACCGCUUAUAUGCUCCCAAUCAUGAGGGUCUCCACCCUUGUGAUCCUAUGCGUGGUCUUAGACACUCCUAAGCUAAACGUAAGCACCCGUAUACACGCUUGUCCACAAUGACAUGUUUUACUGCGAGUGUCUGACCGGAGAGGGAGAGCAAUCGUACAGAGAAUCAUAGUAACAGUCCUCGGAAUUGUCAUCAUUGUGAUCCAAGGGGCCACAGUGGUCGUGGUCAUCGCCUUCGCUCUGAUAAAUCUCUACGCCACGUAUUUAAAAAUUGCUCCUCGAGGGGCCCAAAUCAGGCCAGAAAACAUGAACCCGACAAGGGAGAAGUACUUGGACCAUAUCGAGAAACGGGCAUCAGACCUCCCAACGGUGUGUAGCGCACAGCAGCAGUUGUCCACCACGGACCCUGCCCCUUCGUCCUUCAGCGUCAAUUAUAUCCGUAGGUGCCCCAAAAUUGACGACGAGUGCGACGGCCCAGCGAGAUCGGUCUUCUCACGAAACUCAUAUAUGGGAUCAGCGGCCUGGGAGCGUGGAGAAGACGAGCCUGUCUCUAGGGUUGGCAGUCCGAAUUACUCCCUUGCUAGGCUGCAGAGACCCGUGUGGCCGGUGGAUAGUCCAGGGUUCGUGAAUGCCAGUGAAGCCAUGUCGACCUCUCCCUCUCAUGCAAAUUCCGAUAUGGACCCGCAUUUCUCCCAAGACUCUGCGGCGCCCCCGAAAGACGCUUCCAGUAUACAUACUACCACCACUAGAGAAGUAUGAGUUAUCAACCAAAAUAUUACAAUAAUAUUAUGUAGCCCUUUUUUCCCUUUCCUUUUUCUUUGCUUUUUUGUGAUUGACCACAGAAACGGGUGUUGGUGGGUCUUUAUGCUGGUCUCAUAUUCCUUUUUUUCUCCCUUCCAUGUCCCUUUCUUUCAUUAUUUCGUUCACAUUUAUUCAUCCAUCUACCAGUACUUGUCUACAUGUACAAGUACUCGAGUACCGCUCCCAACCACACCUGGAACAGACAGAGAGAAGUAAAAAAAGAAAAUAAAUGGGGGAAGGUCGGGUCAACAUUCAAAUAAAUAAUACCGUCAUACAGUAUGCAGAGAUCAACACCGAUACUCGAGUAAAGCAGUGCUUGUGGACGCCCGCGAAAAUCACCUAGCGCAUGCGGCGAGGAUUCGCGGUGGCCGCAGGGAGCAAGAAUAAGCGAACGUUGAACAAAUUUCGUCAGAGGUCUGUGCCAAACCACCCUAUGUGAUUUGACAGCGGCAGAGUAUGAUACCGUAUUGUUACGAGCACUCGUAGGCGUACGGUAUGUACGAGUACGGAGCCGGUAGGGUGAGAAAGGGAGGGAGAGAGGCACGCACG